Molecule: messenger RNA, 873 nt
Organism: Eutrema salsugineum
Lineage: Eukaryota; Viridiplantae; Streptophyta; Magnoliopsida; Brassicales; Brassicaceae
Product: F-box protein At3g28330
Exons: 2
Coding region: 1-873 (290 amino acids)
Source: RefSeq, a predicted model, not a curated record
AUGGACGGCAGCGGCGGUGAGCUCAGGCGGCUGCGGCGGCUGGAAAAAUACCUCAGAGUCAUGGUCGUUGCUUACAGCGAUGCUGGGUUGAUUUUGAUCGAGGCAGUGCCUAUCGUCGGAAAACUAUCCUUUUACGUGGAUAAUCCGGUUUCUAGGGAAUUUGUAAAAAUCCUUCCUCCAAGGUUUCAUCAGAAGGCAAUUCACUAUCCGUUGGGUAUUGUCACACGAAUCGAUAACGGCGUCCUUUUGAGUUAUAAAAUUAUUUCUUAUGAUGGAAAACAGAACUACAACUACUGCAAGAUUUUAAGGUUAAUGAUAUAUUCAUCUGAGACAGGCUUGUGGAAUGACGAAACUGUCCAUUUGCCUUUCUCCUUUGAGUUAAUUAAUAAAUGUAGGUGCUCCAUUAGCUUGAACGGAAAUCUUUACUUGCUAGCCUGCAAGGAUGACCUUAAAGAAUUUGUUUUGUCCAUCGAUUACAACGCCACUUGCCGUGUAACUCCUUUCCCUGAUUUAGACAAACGUCGUAAAUUCGAAAGAUUUUUCACAACUUCUCAAGGGAAUCUCAUGUAUAUGAACAUAUUCUUCCAUGAUGGAAGUCUCGAUCAUAAGUUAUUCUUCCAUGAUGGAAGUCUCGAUCAUAAGUUAUGUGUAUGGACGCUAAAGAGCUGGGAAUGGCAACUAGUAUCUGAAAUCUCUGCGGAUUUUACCAAGACCUUUCAGUUGGCAAUAAACCUUUUUGAUGCUACAACAGCUUACUUUCGGUGCAUGAAGCGCCACUGUUUGCUAUCUAUUAACUUAGACAAUGGGGAGUUUGUUAGAUACCUGAAAGAUAACAUCUUUGAAUGUUACUAUUCCUCAUUCGUUCUCCCUUAA